Molecule: messenger RNA, 1230 nt
Organism: Owenia fusiformis
Lineage: Eukaryota; Metazoa; Annelida; Polychaeta; Sabellida; Oweniidae
Source: the annotation of a GenBank genome assembly
AGAAUGACAGGUGCCCAACUCUAGAAUUUCGUGAAUGUGGUAACUGCGUCAUUUGUGAUCAACCACUUGAAGAAGAAGAACGACGAAAAGUUUAUCGUUUGUCUCCAAUUUGUUCGCUAAAACCAAAGCUAGAUUAGUACAUGGUGGUAUAAAUAACAAAUACCACCAUGGAUAUCUCUAAAAUAGCAAAGGUGAUGGUGAAGUCAGUCUCGACAGGUCAAAGUGUAACAAUGGAAAGCCUUUGGGAGAAACAAAACUGUUUCAUCACAUUCCUUCGAAGGUUUGGAUGACAGUUAUGUCGGCUCUCUGCCAAACGAAUCAGUGCUCUGAAACCUCAGCUAGAUGCAAACAAUGUACGUAUGAUUGCAAUUGGCUUGGAGGAAGUAGGACUUGAUGAGUAUGUCAAGGGAGAAUUCUGGGCAGGAGAGCUGUAUAUAGACAACAACAAGGAGUGUUAUAAAAAAUUACAAUUUACAAGUCCUGGGCUGCUAAGCAGUAUAGGAGCAGUCUUCGGAAAACAAGGACGUACUCAAUUAUCAGAGGCAAAUAAAGAAAAGGUGACUGGAAAUUUCAAAGGAGAUAGCUACCAGAAUGGAGGAGCUUUGGUUGUGAAAGCAGGCGGGGAUGUUCUACUGGAUUUCAAGCAGAAGACCGCAACAGACCAAGUUUCUUUGGCUGAUGUUCUAAUGGCACUUGGGAUUGAGGGGGAACCACCAGUAGAACAAGCAGCACCUACAAUGGUUUGUGAUGACACUGCAUGCAAACUUGAGUAGAAUCAGAAAGACAGUAACAAUGGACAAUGAACUAUUUCUAGUAAUAUGCUUUUGAGGUGGAUCGGGGCAUUCUCAAAAUAUUUCUAAAUGCAAAAUAAUUAUUGGCUCAUAUUUAUUAUAUUUUCAUAUUAAUACCGUUAUAUUCCGAACAUAGUCAUAAACACUCUGUUUGAUAUGUGUUUCCUAUAGUAGUAAGUAAUAGUUCGAUGAUUGGAUCAUAGAUUAUUCUAUAUUUUUAUUAAUUUUAUACAGAAGCCAUUUGAUCAAAGCAUUAUAUUUAUAGCAAUUAAUUCUUAAUGCAUAGCUAGUUUAUAUCUUGUCUUGAAUGACAUUGCGUUCAGCUGUAUUUGCUUCUUGUGAAUUUACACAAUCAUGUCUUGGUGUAUUAUUUUGUAUCAAAAGCCUUUAAUGUGAAGUUAGUAACUUGAAUGGUCAGUAACUUAAUGAUCAGUGAUCA